Messenger RNA from Parnassius mnemosyne (clouded apollo), 4157 nucleotides. Lineage: Eukaryota; Metazoa; Arthropoda; Insecta; Lepidoptera; Papilionidae. The record is from the annotation of a GenBank genome assembly.
GAAUGAAAUAAUGAAAUAAACAGACGAACUUGUUAUUGAUAAAGUUACACUCAUAUUAAACAGUUUCUUAUUUUUUUUAUCUCGAAGUUAGGUAGAGCAAGUUGUUUAUCUUACUAUAUACAUAAAUGUUAUGUCAAAAUGUAUUUUCCAAUAGGAUGGCCAAAAGUACUGAAGAACUUGGGAUCAGAUGGACAGGCAGUCAAACAAAUAGUUUCAAAUAGGGAUAAAAUUUUGCUUGUUUCAUUAAAUGAUGAUUCUUUUGUUAUUUGGUUUUGCAAGCCAACUGUUCCAAUUGUUUUUCAUAAGCGUAAUACGGAAUCCCUUCAGAGGCUUGGUAUCAAUAUAGGAGUGGAAUGGAAACCUGAUUCUUCAAUGAUAUGUAUUUCGACAUCGGAAGGUCAUUUAAUAAUAUAUAAUGUGGAAAUGCAAAGUGAGCAGACAGCAUAUAAUCAAUUUGAUCCACCCACUGCGAGUCUUCGGAGGGAUUCUGCAGAGUUGUUUGUAAAGGAGACGAUUCCGUCACUUAAAAUUACGCUGUUUAAGGAAAUUUUGGUAUGGGAUGGACAAAUUACACGGAUGUGUUGUAUAUCGGGUACCGAGAUUUUAGUGUGUACUACUCGCGCUCAUCUACUACGCUACCGGUGGGAUGGUACACAGAACAGAGACUACUGCUUGGACCUGGGGCGGAUUCCAUUUUCGAUUAAUCAACAGGUUUCUAAAGCUGAACCCAUCCUUGAAGAUAAUACACAUGUAAAUGACAUUGAGUACUCUCCACUUGUCUGUGGCUUCGGGAUUACACUCAAUGAUGGCCGCGCGGCUUACCUUACUGCACCUAACCUCAAAUUUGAUCCAAAUGCAGUACAAGGAAUUUGGGCUCCGGGAAUCGAUGACGCGACCUGCGUGCGAGUUAAUCAUAAGUUUAGACUUAUAGCUAUUGGCAGGAAGAAUUCUCAGGUAGAUGUUUUUACGAUAGACGAGGUUACUGGAGGCUUGGAGUUGUCCCACACCAUGGUCCUCAGCUCAAAAGACUUCCCGGGGGAUCCGGGACCUGUGAAGUGCAUAAGGUGGACGGCGGACGGUCGCGCGGUGUGCCUGAGCUGGGCGCGCGGUGGCGUGUCCGUGUGGAGCACGUUCGGCGCGCUGCUCAUGUGCUCGCUGGCCUGGGACUACGGCCUCAGCCAGGACCUCGCGCACCACAACCCGCUCGUCGUCUCCAGCAUGGAAUGGGCUACUGAAGGAUACCAACUUUGGAUGGUUAAAAUUGAGGGAGACUCUAACUCCAACCUGUUACAAAUGGAUUUUGUAAAAAGUCCCCUCAGUGUCAAUCCUUGUAUGAGCAAUCAGAGACACUUAUAUUUGCAAGCGGACGACAAGCUCUACGUGAACUUAGAAGACAACCUCACUAGGAAAACAAAGAUAUCGAUGAUCGACUCAUCCGACUACCAAGAUAAUGGACUACCAGACCAUCCGACUCUGGUGUAUGAUAACAAUGCCAAGUAUAGAGAGUUUAUCGAUGACAACGAAUGCAGAAAGCAGUGGAUUGUAUUGCCAUUACCGGCGACGUAUAUAGCAACCAACUGGCCUCUUAGAUACAGCGCGAUGGACGAGACGGGCGCGAACGUGUGCGUGGCGGGGCGCGCGGGGCUGGCGCACUACAGCUGCGCGUCGCGCCGCUGGAAGCUGUUCGGCAACGAGGCGCAGGAGAAGGACUUCGCCGUCGCCGGCGGCAUGCUGUGGUGGCGCGACUACAUCGUCGUCGGUUGCUAUAGCAUUCUGGACGGACAUGACGAGAUUCGCUUCUAUCCGCGCGACGCUAAGCUGGACAACCGGUUUGCAAAGAUCGUGCGCGUGCAUGCGCAGGUGUUCGCGCUGGACGCACUUGACGACCAGCUCGUCGUGUUCGCCUCGGAUGCGCUCGUCACCAUCUACGAACUCAGCGUCGUGAAUAACAACGGCGGCGUAGAGAUGCGGUGCGUGCAGGCCGUGGACAUAUCUGCGCUGUCGCACCCCGCGUGCGUGGUGUCGGCGGCGCUGUGCCGGCUGCAGGAGCAGCCCGGCCCGCCGCACCUCGCGCGCGCGCCCGCAGCCAGCCCGCUCGCGCCCGACUCGCUGGUAAUUAAUGCUAGCGGAAAACUAAUGAUGGUACAGAGAGAGGAAUACGAUGUGGACGAAGAUAACAAUCCUGCGUACAGCUGCCUGCCGGCCACGGUGCUGGCGUCGUGCGUGGAGAGCGUGUGGUGCGGCGGGGGCGGCGGCCAGCAGACGCAGCUGUCGCGCGCGCUGUGGCUGUGGUGCGGCGCGCUGGGCGCGCGCGUGUGGCUGCCGCUGCUGCCGCGGGACGCCUCGCGCCGCCCCGACUCCUCGCGCCACACCUUCAUGGCCAAGCGCAUCAUGCUGCCCUUCCAUCUUAACAUAUACCCGUUAACCAUACUGUUUGACGAUGCGAUACUCUUGGGUGCGGAAAAUGACACAACUCUUUAUGCGUCUGACUCUAACUCCGUGUUUUCGUUGCCCUUCUGUGUUGUAAAUAGAACGAGCCAGGUGUACCUUCACCAAAUCCUUCGUCAGUUGUUGCGACGCAAUCUGGGCUACCACGCGUGGGAGAUCGCGCGCUCCUGUGCACAGCUGCCGUACUUCCCCCACUCAUUGGAACUUCUUCUCCACGAGGUGUUAGAAGAAGAAGCAACCAGCAAGGAACCGAUCCCAGACGCGCAGCUGCCCAGUGUUAUAGAGUUUGUUCAUGAGUUCCCCGUCUAUUUACAGACGGUUGUGCAAUGUGCGAGAAAAACAGAAAUUGCUCUUUGGGCAUAUUUAUUCUCCGCGGCGGGCAAGCCUAAGGAGCUGUUCCAAGAAUGCCUCCAGAAGAAGAUGCUGGACACCGCCGCCUCGUACCUCAUUAUAUUGCAGAACCUGGAGAGUUCGACAGUCAGCAGGCAACUCGCAACACAGUUACUGGACACGGCGCUGCAACAGGAGAGAUGGGACCUGGCUAGGGAUCUAGUGCGCUUCUUGAGAGCUAUAGAUCCGAAUGACGUCGAUUCGCCGCGAAACUCGGUGAAUGUUCAAGCGAAAUACGGACAGAUCGUGCAACCACAACCUAACGCUGAGGACCUGUCUGUUAUACUGGGCAGCAUGCAGGUGUGUACUCGUUCGAAUUGAAGGAGUAGGAAUAGGAGAGUGGGUCAGUAAGAAGAACAAUGAACAAGUAAAUUAAAAGAUACAUUUCGGCAUUGAUUCAAUUGCCUCAGUGCUCAUUGGAAAUCCUUUCGGGGAGGCCUAUACGCAUUUCAUAAAUAUGUUAUCUAGAUUACUAUUAUUUAUAUUCCAGAUAAUUUAUUAAUUUGAUGCGAACGAUUCAUUAUAAUUUUUAGUUUAGUUUUUUUAAUUUUUUUUAUAGGAUAAGGGUGACGAGCACACAGUCCACCUGAUGGUAAGUGGUUGCUGCGGCCCAUAGACAUCUACAUCUAUCCUCGUUUGCGAAUCAAAAUGUAGAUGCGUUGCCACCCGUGAGGACUAAGAUGGAAUGCCUCAUUUCCAGUCAAAAGGGCCUCCGGCCACCUGCACUCACCAAGCGAAACGCAGAGGUAAACCUCUACUUCACGCUGGUAUUCUGUGAGGUCGUGGUACCACCCCGGUUCGAGCCGGCCCAUCCGUGCGACAGCAAAAGCUGCCGCGUGGCUCUACCACUGUCAAAUAUACUUAUUUAUAAGCCACUGCUUGGCUAUAAUCCAAAUCCAAGGGAAAUGCCAAGAAAUGUAUGGCUUACGAGAUAUGAUGUUUGUGCGAUACGAUUAAAAGUUUUGCUUCAAAGCGUGACGUUUGAAGUAAAUCCUGUCUAUUACGGGAAAGGCUAAUGUCCGAGCAGACUUGAGGGUUAAUGAAAAUGAAGAUUAUUGAACUAUUAACUGUUGACCAUCUUCAUAAGGGUUAAAUAAGUCGUAAAGUGAAUAAUAAUAGCCUCUAAAUGAUCCACGACAUUUUCUGCCACCAGGGCGGCGCCACUUAAAAAUAAGCUGUAAUAUUUGACAGAUUUCAUAGCGGGGAAGUUAAUUUGUUUGAAAAAUGUAAAGGUUAAAGUUUCUUUCUGUACUAUUAGUUAUAUUUUAUAUUAGUUGGAUUUUAAAUAAAUAAACCGAACCACAGAUCUUCAUACAUGC